AGUGCUCUAAUCACGGCCGCGGCGGAGGCGGCGCCGGUCUCCGCAGGAGAGGACCGGGAGCGCGGCCCGGACCUGCCAGGAGCGGCGCAAAGUGAGAACGCGGUGCUGUGGUGAACGGGGAGGUGUGUGGAGCCCGAGCGUAGAGCCGAGCGUGGUGGAAUUAGUGAUCGGACGCGCUACUGGCUCAGCCUUCAGAUCGUGAGGAGCGUGAGGACGUUCUCACCCACCACACGGCUGCUGGUCGGACGUUAGCCGUCCCCGGGGGCCGUACCCUGAGGAACAGCACCACGCCGGAGGCGGGGACGCGCCGUUUUUCAGCUGUGCGCCGCCCGGCCGCCGCCGCGCCGACCGUUUACCACGGUGCACCGGUGCGACCCGGCCACUUUUUUGGCGGUCGGCGUGUCGUAAGGGCGGCCCAAACGGCUCAAUGACAGCGGAGCCGCCGCGGGAGACGAUUUACGGGAGCGCAGCCGGCGCACAGACGACGCGACCGUCCGUCUCUGGCCGCCCCGAGACCGCGCGCGCCCUUCACACUCUCCGAGGAGCGAUUGGAAGCUCGCAGAGGUGAUUGGAGAUAGUGCUGAGAGAGACCUGGGACCGCGAGAGGUGGCAGUUUUGUGGAGUGCAUAUCAGAAAGGAACGAAAAUAAAGGUGACGAUAUUUUUAGAGCGUGAUAUUUUUGGAUCCAGAGUGGUGCGUGGCUAAAAGUUUUCGUCUGGUGGCUGUAAAGCCGAAGUACGUCGUUCGCGAGUGAAGUAUCAGUGAGUGAUCAACUUUUCGUUUCGCGACUCUCGCCAAGCAUCGGUCGGCGCUGUACGCCAUUAGCGCUCGCCGCGGACCGCGGAGCUCGAUCGGGGCCGCGCCGUAGCGCGUGCGGCCGGUGUGAGAAUUGGCCGGCGCACCGCGCGACCGGCGCCGGCUGCCAUCCGAGCCGCCCCGGGACCGGCGCACGGUGCUCGGUGGACUGUGACGCGGCCACUGACCUGUGACGUUGCGCCGGGUCAGCCAGUGCGGGGUGUGUGAGGGGCGUUCUCUUGCAGAGAGUGCUGCAGCUGACCUACGGGAACUUUGGAAAGCGCCCUCGGUGAUAGAUCAGUGCCAGAGAAGUGACAAAGGUUCAGGAGAAACUACCUCGCGAUUGGUCAGCAUGUCUGCCAAGCUGCUGUCUCAGUCCCGCCCGGCCUCGUCUCUGACGCUGCCGGAGCACGGUGUGUAUGUGAACUCGCCUCUAUCUCUGAGCCGGCCGCCGCGGGUGCCUGAGGGGCUGACCCUCUCAGCUCUCGGUCAGCGCACACCGCGCCCUGACCGGCGCGCGCGCAGCCCCGGCCGCAGCCCGGGCCGGCCGCCGGGCCGGGUCAGCCUGAGCGCAAGCUGCGGCUCGGCGCCGCCGCGCGAGCGCCGCCACCGGAAGCUGUCUCUUCCGGUGAUCCCGCAGCAGCAGAGUCUGACGUUCCCGAUCGUGAGGAACGGUGUGGCGCGCGGCCUGCUGGGCAGGACGUGGGCCGGCGAACCGCCGCCGGUGGCUUACCUUCAGGGCGCCGCCCCGAGCAGCAUCAACUUCCACGGCAGCCAGUUUCUGACCAGCAGAGACGGCGGCGGCGUGAGGCGACCUCAUGGGGAGCAGCAGCAUCGCGGCACCGGCCGGCAGCUGCCCAAGAUCGGUCCAAACGGCUACAGCAGCCACUCAGCCAGCUCCUCUGGUCAGGAGAAGGUGGAAGAGAGUGGUCGCGGCAGGAGCCGGCCGCAGAGCGAGCACAUCGAGCUCGCGCUCUCCCCAGGUUUGGCCCACCAGAAGAUCGCGAGCAGCACGUACUCUCUGCCGGCUCAGAUCGACUGCAUUUCGGACAUCGAGGACGACGCAGCGCAGCAGCCCCCGAGAGACAAGGAUGACUCACGACUAGAGGUUCGGAAGGAGAAAAAGAGGAACAAGCUCACGCGGAGGAAGGCCUGCUACAGACAAAAGAAGGAUGGCCGGUCGCGCAGUCUGACGCAUAUCGACACGCUCGACCCGGCGAUGCUGGUGCACCAGGAGGACGGUGACCGACUCUCGGAGCCGGACACCCCCGGUCGGCUGCACGAGAGCGGCGGCAUGCGCAGGAAGAAGCUGGCCGCCCACAAUAAGGUGGUCAGUUCGGAGUGCUUCAGCGUCAGCUUCGACGUCAAUUCGUCGGAAGAGGUUCCUGAAGAGUUCGUCUCUGCCGUCAAAGGCACUGUCCUCAGGGAGGCGCUGAGCCAGGUGUGUGAGCAGCAUCGGAUCGACAUCGACUCGAUUAGCGUGUACCUGGAGAACGGGCGCACGCCGCUGCCGCUGCUCACCACAGAGACCUACUGGCUCGGCGGAAAACACCUGCGCAUCAAAGUUCGUGAUCACGACAGCAAGAGUCCGGUGAGGUCAAAGUCGUCCUCCAGCCACUCGUCAGCACCUACGCGCAAGUCCUCAGGGAGUUACCGCGGUAUGGUGACCAAGCUGAUGAACAGUGCCGAGGAGACCUCCUCAGGGGACGGACCCGCGCCCGGUUCCUCUGAGGGCUCCCUGAAGGUCAACAAGACCAGCAAACAGCAUACGCGCUGGAGUGGCAUCUUCAGUAACAGCUCAAUGAAGGAGCCGAGUGCUGCCCGCAUGGACCAGAUGAUCCAGUGUUUGGACAACUACAGCACACACGGCAUCCCGCGCUUGCCUUACCUGGUCAACUUUGACGGCGACGCCGCGGAGGAGGAGGAGCUGUAUAACCUGGAGAGCGACUGGCGGGAGCUGGUGGACGCGCCGGAGACCCUGUCGGAGAGGCGGCACCAGCAGCAGAAUGCCAUCUGGGAGUUGGUACACACGGAGGCCGCCUACCUGCACACGCUCAAAGUCAUCACAGACUUGUUCCUCUCGUGCCUGUGCAACCUGCAGCACUGCGGCAUCCUCACUGACGUCAGCACCGAGAAACUCUUCUCCAACAUCCAGGAGAUUUACGCGGCCAACCGCCACUUCUGGCACGAUCACGUGCUCCGGAUGCUGACCAAGGCGCGCAAGAGCCGCCAGCCGCUGGACAUCACCGAAAUGCGAGACGGCUUCGCUCAGUUUGAGGAGAUCUGCCACCCGUACACUCGCUACUGUCUGGAUCAGAACAACAGCAAACUGUACUGCAAGUCACUCUCACGCAGCAACGGACUCUUCAACGGAUACCUGGCGUGGUGUGAGACGCAGAAGGACUGUAACCGGCUGAGGCUGGUGGACAUCCUGGCCAAGCCCUGGCAGCGCCUCACCAAGUACUCUCUGCUGCUGAAGGCGAUCCUGAAGAAGACAGAGCCGCAGGAGGAGCAGGCCAUUCUGAGGCAGAUGAUCGAGGAUGUGGACGUGUUCGUGGGCAGCGUCGACGGAUCUCUGCGCAGUCGGCACGAGCAGGAGCGGCUCAGCGCCAUCAUAGGUCGCAUCGACAGCUACGACUGCGUGGACACCAAGGACGAUGAACUGGAGAAGGCGAUGAAGCCCCACCUCUCGCUGGACCUGACGUGUCCGAUGCCGGGCUGCAGCGACGUCCACCGGCGCUACCUGCUGCUGGAGGGCGAACUCAAACUGAGGGAUCACGUCUCUUCCAAGGUGGACGUCCGCUGCUUCCUCUUCACCGACAUGUUGUUGGUGUGCAAGCCGCUGACCAAGAAGGGGGACAAGGUGCGGGUGAUCCGACAGCCGUACGUGAUCGACCGGCUGGUGGUUCAGGAGGGCACCAAGGACGCCGCCCUGCUCUGCGUCUACCUGAACGAGUACCAGCUGGCCACGGCGGCCUUCACCCUCUAUUGCUCCGACAGCCGGCACUGCAAGAACUGGGUCGACUCAGUGAAGAAGGCCCAGGAGAAGUACCGCGAGGCGCGCCUGGCCACCAUCAACCAGGAGUACGUGUUCUAUGACGACGAUGACGAGCUGGAGCCGCCGACCACGGCGCUGAUGACGUCACGCAGCCCGCGCGGCAGCAGCCGCACCAGCCGCGUGCCCAGUCUCAUCCAUUCGCACAGCAGCUCGAUGGACAACAGCGACCCGAGCGGAGUGUCCACCCUGCAGACGAGUCCGGCGCGCGCGGCGGCUCUUGCGGCCGCCGGGGCCGACGAGCGACUGAACCUGCCGGAGAGGUCGGCGUCGGAGGACCACCCGCCGGCCCGCCUGCGUGGCUCGCUCAGUCCCAGGACGGAGAGGAGGCCGAUGCUGCGCUCGGUCGGCUCCACCCCCAACCAGCUCUCGGUGCUGACUCACCUGACGCCGGCGGGCCAGUCGCUGCCCAACCUGUCGGCGGCCGAGGCGGCGCAGCAGCUCUCAGUGCCCGCCCCGGCACAGCGGGGCCUGCAGUCGGCGCAGCGCGGCGUCACCUACCCGCCGCUGUCGCCGCGCACUCUGCGCCGCAGUACGGCCGUCCAGCCGCCGCCCCGCAACCCGCCGCUGGCCCGCGCGCGGCACGUCACCACCGACGGCGGCAGCUGCCCGUCGCCGCCGCCGCCGGCCGCCGCGCCGCCCCCGCCGCCGCCCCCGCCGGCGCCCGCCUCCGAAACAGGCUGUCCGUCGGGCGACUCUGACGAGCCGGAGCCGGCCGACGCCGAGAGUCGGAGCCGCCGUCACUCGAGGGACCGGCUGGAGAACCGACGGUACCACACGGCCGGUGCCAUCGAGGACAUGAAGAAGCAGGAGAGCCGUGAUGCCAGCAUCCAGAAGCGGCUGUCGUGGAACUGCGGCCAGCAGCCGGCGCCGCCGCCCCAGAUGGCCCGACAGACACAGGCGCUGCGCGGCCGCGGGGGACACGGCGGCACGGGCUGUCUCAGCUCUGACAGCGUGCACAGUAGCAGUGGCGUAAGCAGCGUCAACAGCCUCCACCUGAGCAUCGGCUCAGAGUUCGAGGAGGGCCUGUUCAGCGAUAACCUGGACGAGGUGCUCGCAGCAGAGACGGACCCGGCGCAGACGCUGGUGGAGGCGACAAACCUGGCGCAGCGUCUGAAGCUGAGCCCGCACAUCUCCACCACAUACAUCUCGACGGACGAGCUGAGCUGCGCGGGCGUCUCGUGCGUCUCAUCCAGCGUACAAAACACUGAUAGCGGAGUGAAAAUCGACAUAUCGGAGGCGCCCGACGGCGUACUGUCCCGUGUACAAAUCACCGUCAACGACGGCUCGCCGGCCGGCCAGACGGCGCUGGAGACGGCCGACGACGGAGACGACGACGGGGCCGACGAGCAGCCGUCGCCGGCGGCGAGCCCGGCCGCCACGCCGCCGCAGUGGAACCAGUUCGAAUUUCUGCUCAGCGACAGCACUAUACGCGCCUCGGAUGUAUGAGAUACGGAGCACCUAAUUUAGCUAGUGUUGAGUGACGCCGGCCGGCCGGCCGGUCCCGGUCCGGCGCCGGCCGGCGGCGCCCACCCCGACUCCAAAGUUUCGCUGUGAUACGCCGCCGCGCGCGCCGCGCGACAGUCGGCGGCUGGCGGGGCGCGUCCCGGCGGGCUGCGGGCGGCCCCGGCCGACCCCCGGCCGGCGCGGCGGGGAGACCACGCCGGCCCACGGCCGACGCCGCCCGCGCGCCGCCUACCUCAGCCGCCGCCCCGCCCCCCGCCCCCGCACACGCCCACAUUCCAGUCGACUGUACCUGGCGUGAAGUGUGUGACGCGCGUCCUAUGUCCCUGGUGCGCCGAUAUCGAUGGCGGACGCAGGACGGAUACCAUUGUAUAUGAUUUGCUUAGUGGGACGGGCGCGUUGCCCGCAUCGAAUCUGGGAGACAGAUCACCAAUGUAUUACUCUGCGAAUAAUAAAUAUUAGUUCUAA
Amphibalanus amphitrite is the source of this 5782-nucleotide messenger RNA. RefSeq names its product pleckstrin homology domain-containing family G member 5-like. The record is from RefSeq and is a predicted model, not a curated record. Gene Ontology annotation, biological process: endothelial cell migration; Rho protein signal transduction. NCBI's taxonomy places the organism in Eukaryota, Metazoa, Arthropoda, Thecostraca, Balanomorpha, Balanidae. Gene Ontology annotation, cellular component: endocytic vesicle; axon; plasma membrane. Gene Ontology annotation, molecular function: guanyl-nucleotide exchange factor activity. The transcript has 27 exons. The coding region runs from base 1148 to 5299 and encodes 1383 amino acids.